GAUAACAUUGAUAUUCGUUUUUGUGUUAUCGAUAAAGUAAAAUGACAUUGAAUUUUAUUUUCCACAAUUUUACUUAUUAAGCAUAAAAGUAAUAAACUUAUCUAUACAAGAAACAAUUAUUUGAGUCAAACAAUUAAUAUAUAAAAUUGACCAGAAAAUUCGCCUUUUUGUGUUUUGUAUAUAUACUCUACAAAUACGUGAGGUGACUACAUAGUUAUUAAUACAUUGAAAUUUGUAAUAUACAUUCUUCGUAGGAUAGAAUGAAGAGGCACUUGAGUACUUCUUACGUUGUGUGAUCUGCUCAGAUAAAUUAAGAGCUUGGUUUCAUUUGGAGAUAAUGGUCAGUAUCAAACAUCUAAUCGAAGAGUGUACUGAGUGCUUCUUUAUGACAUUUCUUCCAAACGGAACUAUUUGUCUGAGCAGACCGUACGCAUAUUUUGCCAAAUGACAGAACGAAUGUAUUUUCGUUGGCGUAUUCGUUCCAAAAAGUAUGUAAAAGUUUCGUUAAUUCCUGUCGAGUAAAUAUAUCCACGUGAUAUUAAAUAAUUAUAUAUUUCAUAUUUGCUAUCAUUUACAAGUAUUGUAAUGCACGUGACAUGUAUGAAAUUUUCUUUUUCUUAAUUAAGAUUAAUAGGAAAACGUCAAGAAUGACAGUAACCCUAGGAUUUCUUUCAUUUUGACAAAUGCAUACUAGUAACUUUUUAUUCAUUCAAACUCUAGUUCAAUAGAGUCUAAACAAUACAAAGACAAAAAAGAGAACAUAUGCUACAUAUUUGAACAUAUUUUGAAAAAUCUUUAUUGCAAUUUUUCAUUUUGAAAUUUAUUAUGUGAAAAUUCUAUAUUAUUCAAACUAUCUACUAUUGUUUUUAUUUGUAACACUUUUAUUGGAAAUUGUUCUUUUUUCAUAAAAAUAGAAAAAAAACAAAAGGAAAAUAAUUAAAGAAAUUUGCAAAAUCACAGAUUACCCGUAAUCAAAUUUAUAUGUAUUUGUGUACACGAAUAUGAAUAUUAUAUAGAUGACUGGUAAUAAAGGUUAGGCGCCGUCACUGAGAACGUGACUGGUCACCACGCCGUGUAAAAGAAAGACCUAUACUAUUUCCGAAUAUAUUGUGCUUUUAAGGCACACUCUUGAAUCUGUUGGUAUCGCUGCUGGUAUAUUGCAAAUUUACGAACAGAAAAACACGUGUGAGCACGCAACGUAUACUAAAAUGGGUGAUUCAAAGACUCAACAUGGUACACAGGAGAUGAAAGGCUGGCUUUUUAAAUGGACUAAUUAUUUGAAAGGUUAUCAACGAAGGUGGUUCGUCCUGUCAAAUGGCCUACUGUCGUAUUACAGGGCUGAACCAACAGGGGGGCCAAAGAUAUCAACACGACGCAAGCGGAAGGCUGGCAGAGCCUCCGAAAAUCCCGCGGAGAUGUCGCACACGUGCCGCGGCACAAUAUCCUUACACGGGGCCUUAAUACACACCGUGGACGCUUGCACAUUCGUUGUGAGCAACGGUGGUACGCAAACCUUCCAUAUCAAGGCAGCGACAGAGGUAGAACGUCAGCAAUGGGUCACGGCCCUUGAGUUGGCGAAGGCCAAGGCUAUCCAGGCCAUGGAAUCUGAAGAAGAGGAGGAGGAAUUUCAGGAUAAUGAUAGUCAAAAACCAGAACAAGUCUCUGUAAAGGAUCUAUCACAACGUUUAGAAAAUUUACAAGCCUGUAAUGAUUUAUUAGUAAAAAAAGGGACAAUGCUUCAGCGGAUCUUAAACGAGCUUGAAGCGUUGGAGCCUCCAUCGGCCGAAUUAGGGACAAAAAUAAAGACAGUCAGUGAACGAGCCACACUCUUUCGCAUCGCAGCCAGUGCUAUGGUUAAUGCAAGCAAUGAAUAUUUGCAAUUAGCGCAGCAACAAGAACCAAAAUGGAAAAAGAUGCUGCAACAUGAGCGCGAUCAGAAAGUACGAAUAGAAAAAAUGGUAGAACAAUUGGCUAGGCAGCAUUCUCAUUUGGAAGAAGCUGCACAACAUGCCUUACCUUCGGCAGUUCCAACUGGAGGACACAGAACUUCGCAUACAACAGUUACAACUUCUCCAUCAGAAGACGAAGAAGAUAAUGCAGAAUUUUAUGAUGCACAAGAAUCUGAUACUUUUACCUUAAGUAUACCUGGUGUUCCGACAAAUAAUUCAAGAGAUCGAACUGAUUCGCAAGGUAGUGACGAUGGCUCUAGUUCAGAAGGAGAUCAGACACCUUUACCUUUAUCAGAGACUGCUACUACAAAUUCUUUUCGCAUUGUGACCGAUUCUACAGUAGUAACUCCAGUCACUGCUCCUAAUACUGACAAUCUGGAUAAUACAAAUUGGGAAUCCAAUAAUGGCUGCACUGGCAGCACCGGGGUAACAGGUUAUAGGCGAAAACGGAGAACUAGGGUACCUGAAAAACCAAAUUAUCCAUUAAAUUUAUGGAGUAUUAUGAAAAAUUGCAUUGGCAAAGAUUUGUCAAAAAUUCCAAUGCCUGUCAAUUUUUCUGAACCACUUAGUAUGCUUCAACGGCUUACAGAAGAUUAUGAAUAUGCAGAUAUUCUUGACAGGGCAGCAGAAUGUAAAGAUAUCUGUGAACAAAUGGCUUAUGUUGCUGCAUUUACUAUAUCUAGUUAUUCUACAACUGCUUCCAGAACUGGCAAACCUUUUAAUCCUUUAUUAGGUGAAACGUAUGAAUGUGAUCGCGUUGAAGAUUUAGGAUGGCGUGCGAUUUCAGAACAAGUAUCUCAUCAUCCUCCAAUGUUAGCGCAACAUUGCGAGGGUCGAAACUGGCGUUGUUGGCAAGAAUUUACUAUGGCAUCUAAAUUUCGUGGGAAAUAUCUCCAGGUAAUACCAUUAGGAACUGCUCAUCUUGAAAUUGAUGGUACACAUCAUUACACAUGGCGAAAAGUUACUACCACUGUACACAAUAUUAUAGUAGGAAAAUUAUGGGUUGAUCAAAGUGGUGAUACAGAUAUUGUGAAUCAUAAAGAAGGUAUCAAGUGCCAUUUGAAGUACACGCCCUAUUCGUAUUUUUCGAGAGAUAGUCAACGUAAAGUAAAAGGAAUAGUUAUGAAUUCAGACAAUGAAGUUAAAUGGGUAGUACAGGGUACAUGGGAUUCAAAAAUAGAAAUCGCUCCCGUGAUUAGUACAUCUGGCACACUAGAUAAUCCAGUAUACAAAACAGGGCCUUAUAUACUUGCCUGGAAACGUCGUAUGCCUUGUGAAGAUAGUGAAAAGUAUUACAAUUUUACCGAAUUAGCAUGUCAACUUAAUGAACUUGAAGAAGGCGUAGCUCCUACAGAUUCCCGAUUUAGGCCUGAUCAACGAUUAAUGGAAAAUGGUGAAUGGGACAAAGCGAAUGCAGAAAAACUUCGAUUAGAAGAAAAACAAAGAGCUUCUCGACGUGCACGGGAACACGAAGCUGAAAAAGCAGCCGCUCAAGGUUUACCAUAUGAAACUUAUGAACCUUUAUGGUUUAAGAAAGAGCAGGAUCCAUACACGGACAGUCUGUGCUAUGUAUACAAUGGUGAAUAUUGGGAAUGUAAGAGUAAAGGUGAUUGGUCACGAUGUCCAAACAUAUUUUAGCUUAAUAUAUAAUUAUAUCAAUAUUGUGACCGUCAAUAUACAAUGCAGAAGUGUUUGGAUUUAUUUUAAGUGAAGAUAGUUGAUUUUAGAAAUCACUGCUUCUAAAAAAAUGCUGACAUGAUAUGACAUGAUAUAGUGGGAUUGUUAGGGGACAUGAUUUAAUCAUUAUUUCUUCCAAAGAACUGGUCGAAGUGGUAGAAGAUGGCAUUCUAAUUUGAAACUAGCGUUUUUAUAGUAUGUCAUUAUCUCCAUUCUCCUACAUAUCCUUUAUCUGUUUAUAUUACCGCUGCAUCCCUCUUUUAUUCAUUUUUCUAAAUAACCAAAAACAUUUGCGUAUAAUCCACAUGGCCCAAUUAAUGCUUUGCAAACAAUAUUUGUACAGAUUCAAAAAUUUUCUGUAUUUUUUAUUUGUUUUUAUUAAGGUAAAUGUGCCGUAAUAUUUUCACUAAAAAUUUAAAUAUGAUUAAUAAGCAAAUUUAUUAAAAUUUUGUGAAUUCAGUUUAUAACUGGAAUAGCAUAUAUAAUAAGAUAAAUAAUUUUUAACACAAGAACAUUAAUACAUUACAAAUUAAAACCAUAAUGGGAAUUUAAGUUAAAUAUGAAAACUUACUUAAUACAACUACAGUAUUCGUAAUUUGUUUCAAACAAAUUUAGAUAUAUUUAAAUAUUUUUAUUUUUAGAAAUGGAACUGAAUUUAUAAGUUCCAAAAAACCGAUAACAGCAACUUCGAGAAAUUGCCAUAACUUUCUAAUAUUCGAUUAUUAUAUAUACAUCGCGAAAAGUACUUACAUAGAUUAUAAAAUGUAUUUUUGAUGCUUGACGCGAUGAUAAAAAUAUCUAAAAAUUGAAAAAACUUUUCAAUUAGUAUUGCUGAGUAAAUUAUAAAAACUAUUCGCGUUGUAUGUGACUAAAGCCUUAUUGAAUUAUUUAAAGUAGAUAUUGAUAGGUAAUACAUUUUUACAUAUUGGUUAUUUACACGUAUGGUGCGGCCAGACUGUUCAUCGACUGCCACGUCUUAACCUUUGCACAAAAAAUGGGAUAAGAAGCGGCAUUCGUUUAUGUUAAUACGACAAUCUGCAACCGCUAUGAAAGAAAUGUUCCUGCAGAUAAAAUGUUCAUAACAACGAGAGAAUUCAGUAUGUUGAGAUUUCAUCUCAAUAAUUCAUGCAAAAAUGGUAGUUUUAUUAGUAACAUGCGACAAAAUAAGAAAGAAGAAGCAGAUAAUAUAAAUGGAUAUGCUUCCAAAUUUCUGCAAUUUUCCGUGCAGACGUAGAGAGACUCUUGAAUGUUCCACAAAAUAUUGACUGGUUAUCUAACCAGCCUAAUUACUAUACACUCCGUCGAGCUAAUGUUACAAAACAUAAUCAAUAUUAUUACGGGAAGAGUGUAAGGAGAAUUUAAAAUCAUGUUGAAGGGCUUAUAAAUUGUAGUAAAUUCUUUUCUUUUAUAAUUUUUUUAAAUAAUGCUUCAACUCAGAACAUUAACAUUCGUUAAAGCCGAAAUCCUUUUCUCCAAUUACAUUAUGUAGACACGCACACAUUCAUACACAGGUACAAAUCGCGCGAAUGUUGCGUACGUACGUACGUAUGUAUGUAUGUUGUAUGUAUGCGUGCUUGUAUGUAUGUAUGUGUGUGUGUAUGUAUGUAUGUAUGUAUGAUGCAUGCAUGCCCGUAUGUACAUAUAAUAAUUAAUAAAACCCAUUGUAUAUCCCUCUUAUGAGCACAUCAUACAGUUGUUCCGUUCAUAGUAUUUGUAUAUUGACAACUACAUAUUUCAGUCUGUAUAGGGCGAUAUUAAACGGAACAUCUAGCUUGCAACCAAUGUUUACAAUGAUUGUUAUAAUUAAGUAUUUGGCUGUAUUAUAAUUUUAAUAGUUGAUUAUAAUCGGAUAUAUCUGUAUACAUAUAUAUAAAUACAAAUUAACUAUAAAAUAAAUAAUUUAAAGAAAAUACAAUAAGACGGAUAGAACAGAUGUUUGAAUUAAGUAGUGCUUGUACAUUAGCUAUUCGUGUGGAACGAUAAAUACAAUAUGCUUCGCAAAAUCGAAGAUAUCUUCGUAGCAUUCACAUAAUUGCCGUUUGGCAUUUCCUAUGUAACACCCGUUGGUCGCACAAAUGGUGCAAUUAUUUAUACGAUAAAUAACCGUAGUAUUUUGUUCCAUUAAAGAAAUUGUAUUGAUUUAUUGUAACAAAUUAAAAACAAUCUUGAACGGGUAA
This is a messenger RNA of Apis cerana (Asiatic honeybee), 5803 nucleotides long. RefSeq names its product oxysterol binding protein (gene Osbp). Lineage: Eukaryota; Metazoa; Arthropoda; Insecta; Hymenoptera; Apidae. Gene Ontology annotation, cellular component: perinuclear endoplasmic reticulum; cytosol; plasma membrane. Gene Ontology annotation, molecular function: sterol binding. The record is from RefSeq and is a predicted model, not a curated record.